Messenger RNA from Electrophorus electricus (electric eel), 2719 nucleotides. Its product is annotated as tetraspanin-15. NCBI's taxonomy places the organism in Eukaryota, Metazoa, Chordata, Actinopteri, Gymnotiformes, Gymnotidae. Gene Ontology annotation, cellular component: plasma membrane. The record is from RefSeq and is a predicted model, not a curated record.
CUCCACAAGCGUCUGUCCCUUUAACGGGAGAGCGGCGCGGAAGUCGUUGUUGUUGACGGAGAAGUUUCCUUCACCCCCCGUCGUAGUCAUGUAGCUGCAGCCGUGUCUCCCUGCCAGACAAAACAAACCCUGUAAUUCCAGUCCAUACUAACAUGUGUUAACCCGUUUCAUUCUGAGCUGUUUGUUCCGCGUUCAAAACCUCGGAGGGAACCGGCGCUAGCCGGCUAGCCGGGCUCUGUCGCGUUAUCGAUGGGCAGGUGAACAGGCCUGAACGGCCCUGGCUGAGCUCACCCUCGCCGGGAUACGCACCAUGCCGUCGUACGAAGAGUGGAAACGGACCGUCCACUUCUAUUACCUCGUUAAGUUCACCCUGAACGUCUAUUCAAUGCUGUUUUCGUUCCUGGGCCUGUGCGUGCUGUGCGUGGGGGUGUACGCGGAGGUGGAGCGGCAGAGGUACCGCACGCUGGAGGGCGUGUUCCUGGCGCCGGCCGUCGUGCUCAUCCUGCUCGGCCUCGUGAUGUUCACCGUGUCCUUGGUGGGCAUGGUGGGCUCCCUGCGCGACAACAAGACCCUGCUGCACAUGUUCCUCUGUGUGCUGUGUGUUCUGCUUGCGCUCCAGGCCUUGGCGCUCAUUGUCGCCCUCCUGUUUGAGAGGACGACGUCCGAGUUGUUCCAGAGGAACAUCCGUGAAGGCAUCAAGCACUAUUACGAUGAUCUCGACUUCAAAAAUAUCCUAGACUACGUGCAGCAGAAGUUCUCCUGCUGUGGCGGGGACGAGUAUAAGGACUGGGAGGUGAAUCAGUAUCAUUUCUGUAACGGUUCGGGACCCCUGGCCUGUGGCGUGCCUUAUACCUGCUGCAUCCACCAGGUAGGAGAAGUGGUGAACACACUCUGUGGCUAUAAGACUCUUACCAAGCAGCGCGAGGACCUGACCGACGUCAUACACGUGCGCGGCUGCAUCCAUGCCGUCAACCUGUGGAUGGGGGACAACAUCGGAGCCACGAUCGGAAUCUGCUGCGCCGUGGGUCUGCCCCAGCUGUUAGGCAUUCUGCUGAGCUGUGUGUUCUGGAACCUUCUGGUGGAGAUGAGCGAGUCCGCCGACAUGGUGGACUUCAGGGCGCUCAAGAGAGCUGGCUUCGACUACAGCGAUCUGGACCUGGCCGGCGCCGGCUGGUGCAUGUGCCUGCCGCGGGAGGGCGGCUACCUGCCAUUGGCCAGGGCGGAUACGGGACCGGCUGACUCCGCCCCUGAACCCAACGCCCCGCCCCUAGACUGGGAGCAGGUACAGGCUGAACACAGCCUCAUGCAGUUUGAAGAGGUGGGUCAGGACUCCGCCUGGAUGCCAGGGAUAGAUGAAGUGGACAGUCGAGAUUAAUGAGCAGAAAGGGAACCAUGGUGCACCUUCUCCAACUUAAAAAAAAAAAAUUUCUACGUCUGUUUUUGUGUAGAAGCGAUGCCUCUCCUACUGCACGGUUACUUUGCACUAGCCUCAGUGCCCAUAUUCUUACUGAGCCCCCACACACACACGUGAUAAUUUUUUAACCCCCAUUUUACACACUUUUCCAUGUUUUUACAAAAAAGGGAUUUCCUUAGGAUUUGUUGGGUUUGGCUUAUUGUAUUUGUCAUGUUGUCUUUUACUUUGCUGGAAAUAAUAUUGCAGUGACCGGCAACCAAUAAUGUUUUUGUAUUUAAAAAAAAGGUGAAUAUAGAAAUGAAAUGUUGGGGAAGGUAGACAAUCAGUUUGCCUUGGGCUGUUGUGUUUUAUGAGACAUGCAGUGAUGGCCUAUUAGGUUAGCAGGAAAACAUCAGUAUGGCCAGGUAUUUUAAUAGAAGAAUCACAUGCAUGGGUUUAAUAAUAAUAUUUGUGUAGCAUUUCAACAUGGUUGAAUUCUUGGGGAAUGUUUGAAGCUAGUGUGAUUAAGCUGGAUAUGGAGAACAUCUUAUAUAACUAGUGGAUUGAGGAUGCGUUGAGUAAACAUCUUGAAAUGCAUUACUUACACUUUAACAAAGGCACUGUAUGUGUUUGUACAUCGCUAUUAUGGUUGAUAGACACACAGAACUAUUAUUAGCGAUUUGAUUAUCAGUGCACCCCUGGGGUUGUGGUGAUUCGUCUGUAAUAUAUGGACACUGAACUAAUCAAUAAGAUGAAAUGUUCUUCUGCCAUCAAAAUUGUAAUUACGGAGAGCAACGUUCAAAAAUUGGGAAGGGUGCAGACAGCCACAUUUUAAUUUGGGUUUAGGAUCUUCACUUAAUUUGACGCUGCUGUUCUUGUUUACAACCCUGCGAGUAUAAACUGACUGCAAAUUGUGGGUAAAUCAUUGCCUUAUUCAAUAGAUAAGCUUUUAUCCGCAAUACCGCGCCUGUUUGCAGGUAUUUUUGAAUACGGUUUUUAAUUAAAUGAAGUUCCAUUUAAACCUCGCCGUCAGGAGUACCUACUUGAAGUGUAAUCUGCUGAGAAAAAAACAAAACACCUUUUUCAGUUGUUUGUGUGUUUGUGAAGAAGUGCAUGUUUUUUGCUUUUUUUGUAAAUAAUGAUGGAAAGAAACAGGCCUAAGGCAGCCGUAAUACUUUAAAGGUGCUUUUAUCUGUGGUAGUAGCCUACAUAGUCGUUUUGAAACACUACCUUAAAUACAUUGUUGAACGUAAUUUUGGGGAUGUAUUGCUCAGGCCUUUUGAAAAAUCUACUGUGCUCCUUGCCAAUAAAAGUGAUUUAUCUGAA